UAAUAUCUCCAGAUGAUAAGAUGGAUGGGAUAGGGUCUAGGUUUGAUAUACUCGUCACACAUGUCGAGAAGUUUCACGGACUCGUCAAACUCUUCGGGCAAAUAGAUUUGGAAAGAGUUGAGGCCGUGUCCAAAUAUCUGCAUGGUAUCCGAGAUGAGCUUGAGGCUGGUCAACCUCUACCUGCCUCACAGAUCCUUCCUGGUCAAUCGAUCAUUCUCAGAUGUGACGGUCAAUGGUACCGAGGGAAGGUUAAUACUCUUUCUGGUAUCCAGGUCUCUUGUGCUCUAGUGGAUACUGGAGAAACACAGAUAUGUUCUGUAUCAAGUAUACGAGCAAACCUGUAUCCUCAACUGCAGAAUAUACCUCCCCUAGCUCAGGGGUUCGUUCUAGGAGAAGUUAUUCCGCCGGCAGGAGAAUGGUCAAAGCCCUCAAUAGAGUUUGUCAGGGAUGGAAUCCAGAAUAUAGUUUGCGAGGCUGUUGUUAUUCUCAGAUCUCAUGGAUAUAAUUUUAUCAGGGUGUAUAAACGAGGAUCCCGUGAACCCUUGGCCCAGGAUAUGGUUCAGUGUGGUAUGGCUGUAUCCGGGUAUCCAAACCUUGACACCCUUCCACCGGCAGAACACUAUACUCAACCACAGAUAGCAGUUCCUCCUAUGGUCCAACAACGACAAUCAGGAUUUCGAGGACCCCCUUCUCCAAACUACCCUCCUCAUCACUCCCCCCUCCCCCCUCAUGCACACUCCCCCCUCCCACCUCAACACUCCUCCCACCUUCCUCCCCAUCCUUUCCAACAACAGUACUCGGGACACCAGGGUUUAGCCUGGUCGGACGGAUCAAACUCCAGGUCUGCUCCUGAUACCCGACUUUCUCCAGUACCACGUAGUAACGGAUAUCAGAGUAGCAGCAAUGCAAUGCUGUUCAGACCCGUGAGCCUGGAAACAGGAACCUGGUAUCCUGUUUAUAUAUCAGCAGUGGAGGAGGGACCGUCUAGGUUUAGUAUACAGUUGGAGAGUCUUACCAAGAAAUUGGAACAUCUAAUGGCGGAGAUAAACAGGAUACCUUUACAUCCCUUGAACAAUUUACAGUUUGAAGUUGGAACUGCCUGCUUAGCAAGAUAUUCUCUAGAUAAAAGUAUAUAUAGAGCUGUAAUCCUGAACAUAUCGAAUACUGCAAAGGUACUUUACUUGGAUUACGGGAAUGAGGAGGAGGUUAGAUAUGAAGAUCUUUAUCAGCUUCCUGAAUCCUACUCACAGAUUCAGAUGCUUUCCUUACCCUGCUCCCUCUACCAGUUCCCGGAGUUACAAGGUUCUCUAAGAGAGAUUUCGAGGAAAAGGUUUGAAACCUUUACAGACCGGCCUCUUAAUUGCAGGGUGAUGUCUAUAGAGCAGGAUGGAAGAAGAAGAGGUGGAAGGGAUGGAUACAAGAAUAUUGUCCAACUCUAUGAGGAUAAUGUGGAUAUUGGUCAAGAACUCAGAUUAUGGGUUGGAAGACAACAAGGAGGGAAUGGAAUCUCUGAGUUAGGACCAGGACAAGGGUUGCAUCCUCCAGGAGGUGGUGGCGUACCUUCUCAAGGAGGGCACUGGCAGCAGGGGAGUAGUCUACAGAUUGCCAGGGGAGCAUUCUCAUAUUCACAAGUAGAACUCGUAGGAACUGUUGAUGUUUUCCUAAGUUUUCACGGGAAAGGACCUUCUUUAUUCUACGUCCAGAGAUCUGACACAACCAAACAGAUUCAGCAGAUCAUGGUGGAGAUAGCAAACCUGAUCAAGACAGGAUCUAUCCCUCUUUCAGAUCCUCGUCCUGGCUCCGUCUGCUUGGCUCAAUAUACUGAUGGAGUCUGGUAUAGAGCCAGGAUUGAAUAUUGUUCUCCUAACUCUCGUCAGAUCAAGGUUGAGUUUGUAGAUUUUGGGAACAGUGAUCUGGUGGACCCGGAGCAGGUGUAUAGUAUUCCCCCUGGACUAGUCACGUGUCUUCCAGCUCAAGCUGUACCCUGUACACUAGCAGGCAACUACGGUACACAGAGUGAGAACCUUAUUCAACCCUUUCUCAGCCUGGUCAAAGAUAACGUCUUCAGAAUUAAGGUUGAGAAGGUUUUGAGUAAUAUUUGUGUUGUACAAGCCAGUACAACGGUUCCACCUCUACUCAAUAUUAACAGUGAGUUGUCUAGAGUAGUCCCUAGUCUAGCUCUGACCCCCUCUAUGGGAAACCUUCCAGUACAACUCCUUGUUACUCAUUUCGAGUCCUCAAACUCAUUCUACGGACAGAUUAGCUCCAGGGGAACAGAACUAGCAAUAUUCCUAGCAAACGUAGCAGAAUUCUGUAACAGGUACGGUGCACGGAUUUACUCCGGUCUGGAAUCUCAUGUCGGAGAGGUUUGCGCUACCGUGGAUUCCUCUCUUGGAAACUUCAGAUAUUACCGGUGCAAGAUAACCCGUGAGCAAAGGAACACGGUAGACGUGAAGCUGCUGGACGUGGGUGGGACGGAGAGGGUCGAGAGAAUGUCUCUGAUCCAGCUCCCGGAGGAGUUAAAGAACCAACCAGAGUUCGGGUUCCAGUGCAGCCUAGGGCAUACAGUCUCCGUAAAUGAUAUAAGGCUUAGGAACCUGUUUUUGGACAGCUUCGUGGAGGUUGUUCUAGUCGAAGAUCUGGGAGAUUUCAACGUGGUUAAGCUGACGGUCAACAACAACCCAACCUUGAGGAACAACCAGAUCUUGAGAUUUAUGAAAGAUCUUUCUCCUGUUACUGCAAAACCAUCGGUCGAACCCUUCAGUUACGAUCAAAAUGAGAAACUGAAACAUCUGCUAGAUCUACAGAACAAGAAUGCUAGAAUAGCUGGUGGACGAUUUGAUGGUCGGAAAGAUAGACCACAGCACGAGAACGAUCGGCCCCAGCUCGGUCGCGGCCGAGGGAAUCGAAACAACGAACAUUUUGACCAAGGACGAGAUAGAAAGAAAAAUCGGGACAUUCGGCUCACUGAAGACGAUCACAGGAGCACAAGGGACGAUUAUCGUCCACAGGAGGAAUCGCGAAUUAAAGACGAUUAUUUGAGAAGCGAUUCGGAUUAUCGUAAAAACAACGGUCGUGAAAAUGGAUACAGAAGGAACGGAAAUGUAAGGAAAGAAGACGGGUACAGAGAGGAGGGAUAUUCGGGAAGAGAAGAUAAAUAUCGGGAUAGAAAGGAAGAGUAUCGUGGACGAGGAAGCGAGGGAAGGGAGGAUGGACGGGAUAUGCCGCGUAGGUUUGAGCGCGGGGAUUUACGAAACAGUUUGCGAGAGAGAAGAGCUGCAAGGGAAUUAACCUUGGCUAAACCUACAAUUUCGACUUAUAAAUAUCCAAGGUUGCAUCCUGGGAUAAAGUUUGAGGGUAAGAUAAGCUGGAUGUACAAUCCUGGACACUUCUACCUGCAGUUCGAGGAGAACAAGGAGUUCAACAACAUUAUGGAACAGAUGCAGAUAGAGUUCAAGUCAGGUCCUUUCGAUUCUUUAUCCUGGAAUAAAGGAACUCCUGUUGCUGCAAAGUAUCAGGAUAACUGCUGGUACCGGGGGAAAGUCGAGGGUCAACGAGGAAAGAUGGUCGAGGUUUAUUUUGUCGACUUUGGUAAUACCGACAAGGUCGACGCUAUCGACGUUCUAGCUCUGCCAGCCGAGUUCGGGGGCCUAGAAACACAGGCUGUGAAAUCAAGUUUAUUCGGUUUAGAAGAAAUAAACGGGAAUUGGGAUAAAUUAGCCUCAGGUUUUGCCAAGUUCUUCACCGACUCCGUAUUCUCGGUGGAGGUUGUAAAGGCCGGCAGGCACUGCAUAGUUAACCUCAAUAACGGAGAGGUCGCAGAACGGAUCCUUGAAGAGUUCCGUGAUGGAGGAGGGAAGGAGGGAGGACGGAACCGAGGCGAAGAGAGGUUAAAGAAGGGGAGAAAAAAAGAAACUUCGUUAGAAAGUGAAAGCGUUGAGAAAGCUGUUCUGACUGGGAGCAAAGAUCGGAUUAAAUCCGGGAAAAUAUUCACCGUUGGCGGAUAUCCUGGAGUUGAGGUUAAAGAGUUCUCGUCAACCUCGAGAACAGUUCUAGUUUCACAUUUUAACAGCUGGAAGGAGAUGUGGGUUCAGGUGGAUCCUGAUCAAACUAUUAAGUUUACCGAGGAAUUAAACAAAAAUGAAAAUCUUCAUGGAACAGCCGUUUCUUCAGUAAAGGUUGGAGAUAUCUGUUUGGCUGAGUGGGACGGAUUAUGGUAUCGUGCUCUGGUCCAAGAUAUAAAGGAUGAAGCUAUAAAGGUUCACUUUGUGGAUUACGGGAAUACGGAAACUGUCUCUGUAUCUGAAAUUAGAACCGGAGACUCAUCUCAGUUCAAGAAUCCACCGUUUGCUCUUAGAUGCAAACUCGAUGUAAAAAUAGGAAAUUUUGACAAAAUUAUGGAGAAGUCCGAGUACACGCUGAAGGUCAAGUUCAAGAGUUUCUUCAAAAAUCAGUUUGUGAUUAAGUUGGACAAGGAGAAGACGGAGAAGAAGGAGAACCUGAAGAAGAAAGGAGACAAGAUCGUCACCCUUACACACGUUGAAACUGGAUCCAGGAUCUGGUUUGUCCCGGAGCAAAGUAUGGAGGAAUUAACCCGUCUAAUGGAGGAGCUCUCCAAGCUCAAGGAUUCCCUAGGUCCAGCCUCCGAGAUCAAGGACGGAGGAGUUUACGCGGUCAGGUACAGUGAGGACGGAGAACUGUACAGGGCUCGGGUGUUAAAUAUCUCCGAGGACGGAGUAGAAAUAGUUUAUAUUGAUUACGGAAACCAGGAUCAGGUUGAGAACGAAGAUAUCCUUGAUAUCCCGGAAAAUUUAACAACAGCUCCCGGUUAUGCGCGUUUGGUUCAGAUAAAAGGUGCGGAUUACGCGCUUGACUGCGAUGAACUGAAGGAGAAACUGAAAGAGUUCUUAAUGGACUCCAAUGUGAGCGUGAACAUGACCGGUAAAAUCUACGGAACCUUAUCUGUCGACGGUAAACCUCUAAACCUGAACUCCUGGCUCAGGUUUAAGAAAACUCUAAACCUAUUCCAGCAUCUGGGUAGUGUAAGAGUAGAUUGCUAUGUGAGUAACACGGAGCGCUCAUCCCAAAUCUGGAUUAUAGAGAAGGGAAUGCUGGAGGGAUUGGAGAGGAUGAUGAGAGAUCUACAACGUAAAGCUCCUGGAUUUCAUAAGUUGAAGAAAGCUGAGAAAGGUCGGAUGGUUUGUGCCAAAUUUACAGAAGACGGAGAGUAUUACAGAGUCCGGAUACUUGAACUACGGGAGGAGACCGCUGAGAUACUAUACCUGGAUUUUGGAAACAGAGAAACCGUCCCUACGGAGUCUCUUUUAGAACUUACUCCAGAGUUUACUCUUUCUCCAGGAUUAGCCAUGAAGGUUGAGAUAGAUUCUAAGGGUGAGUGUAGGAUGUUAGCUCCUGGAGAAAUGGAAUCUAUUAUCAGCGAGGGAAAGGAGAUGACGGUGGAGCUGGUUCAACCUAGAUUAAACAUUGUCCGAAUGUACCUUGGAGGAAGACGGGUUGGAUACCAGCAUCCUGACGAGGUCGGAGUAACCUCGUUGGUUAGUUUACCCCCAGGGAGGCUUAGGCUAGGACCUCCAAGGCUCGGAGUGCUCUCGAUGGUUUCAACAAGCUCCUUCGCAGUUCAGGAUAUACAGUAUGCUGGAGUAGUGGAGCACAGGAUAAGAAGGGAAGAACCUGAACCCGUCUCAGGGAGUGAUAUUGAACCUGGGAGAAUAUACUUACAACAGGUUGGGUCGGAAUAUCGGAGAUUAGCUGUUCUAAAUCUAAACUCAACAUCGGCAAAUAUUAAAUAUUUGGAUACACAGCUGACAGCUAAAAUUAGCUUGGACAACAUCUUCAGCUGUCCUUUAAAUCUACUGCAAAUGCCACCAGCUGCGCUUACAGCAGCUUCUCUUACUGUUAGGACGAAGGAUAGGUAUAAGCUUCUCAACACGCUACUUCUCAUCUCGGUAUCGGAGAAGAGCUUAAACCUUGAAGAGGUUCAGCUCAGGGUGCGGCUGCAGUUGGAGAGCAAGAACGAGUUUGAAACAAGAUUUGAGUUUCCUGAACUUCUUCUCAAUCUUCCAAAUAAAUCCUGCAUCAGAAAUCUUAAUUCAGAACAGCUCUGCACAAUCAGAAAUAGUUUAGUAGAGAGUUAUAUUUGUAAAACAGGAAACCUGCAACUAGAGAUGUUAAAAGAAACCAAGGACGAUGUUGUUGAUGAACUAAUUGACGAAGAAAAUGAAAUUCAUCCAAAUCAAUUAUUUUCAAAUCCUCAAAGCAUUGACGCUGAAAAGAAAUCUGUGAAAAUGAACGAUAAUCUUCCAGAAAUAUUACUAGAAGAUGAAGAAAUUGUACAAAUUAUUUCCGUGUCUCAUGAUCAUUGUAUCCUUACACUAGGAAGGUUCGAACAAUUUGGAACAGAUCUAAGACGAGACCUGGAGAAAUCUGAAAGAUUAGAACUGAUCAGUCCCGAACCAAACUCUCUAGCUCUCUACUGCGGGGGUCCGACUCCGGUUAGAUGUAUAGUUCAAGAGCCUGGAGAUACAGUUGAGAUAUAUCUGGUGGAUUCUGGUCAAACCAUGCUCUGUCAUUCAAGUGAACUUAGUUCCCUUCCUGCUCCUCUCUCUUCUAUUCCUCCUCUGGCCAUCCAGGCUCAAUCUUCACGGAGUGUCAAGUCAGGGGAGAGCUUCAUUGCUAAAUUUAUUUUUGGAGAUUUUCUUGAAAUUUUGCGAACUAGCUAAUUAUUUGUGAUAGAAACAUCUUAUUUUAUACGCCUAGUCCAUGUGAUACAUUCUGCUAAAUAAAUAGCCGCUAGGAAUUAUACAAUCAUAA
Molecule: messenger RNA, 6831 nt
Organism: Eurytemora carolleeae
Lineage: Eukaryota; Metazoa; Arthropoda; Copepoda; Calanoida; Temoridae
Exons: 33
Coding region: 21-6740 (2239 amino acids)
Source: RefSeq, a predicted model, not a curated record